This is a messenger RNA of Mirounga angustirostris (Northern elephant seal), 4026 nucleotides long. It is a transcript of the gene TRIT1, whose product is annotated as tRNA isopentenyltransferase 1. Gene Ontology annotation, cellular component: mitochondrion. Gene Ontology annotation, biological process: tRNA modification. Lineage: Eukaryota; Metazoa; Chordata; Mammalia; Carnivora; Phocidae. The transcript has 13 exons. Gene Ontology annotation, molecular function: ATP binding; tRNA dimethylallyltransferase activity. The record is from RefSeq and is a predicted model, not a curated record. Bases 301 to 1461 code for a protein of 386 amino acids.
GGCUCCGGGCUCCGGGCCCUGCCACGAACACUGCCUCUUGUAGUGAUUCUCGGGGCCACGGGCACUGGCAAAUCCACCCUGGCGUUGCAGCUAGGCCAACGGCUCGGUGGCGAAAUCGUCAGCGCUGACUCCAUGCAGGUCUGCUGUGCUCUGAACACAUAUGCUUAGAACACAUCUACUCUAAAAAAAAAGAAGAAGAAGAAGAAGAACACAUCUAUUCUGGUGCUUUGGGUUUAUGAAGGCCUGGACAUCAUCACCAACAAGGUUUCUGCCCAAGAGCAGAGAAUAUGCCAGCACCACAUGAUCAGCUUUGUGGAUCCUCUCGUGACAAAUUACACAGUUGUGGACUUCAGGAACAAGGCAACUGCUCUGAUUGAAGAUAUAUUUGCCCGAGACAAAAUUCCUAUUGUCGUGGGAGGAACCAAUUAUUACAUUGAGUCUCUGCUCUGGAAAGUUCUUGUCAAUACUAAGCCCCAGGAGGUGGGCACUGAGAAGGUGAUUGACCGGAAAGUAGAGCUUGAAAAGGAGGAUGGCCAUGUACUCCACAAACGCCUAAGCCAAGUGGACCCAGAAAUGGCUGCCAAGUUGCACCCCCAUGACAAGCGCAAAGUGGCCAGGAGCUUGCAAGUGUUUGAAGAAACGGGAAUCUCUCAUAGUGAAUUUCUUCAUCGUCAACAUGCAGAGGAAGGUGGUGGUCCCCUUGGAGGCCCUCUGAAGUUCCCUAACCUUUGCAUCCUCUGGCUUCAUGCUGACCAGACAGUUCUAGAUGAGCGCUUGGAUAAGAGGGUGGAUGACAUGCUUGCUGCUGGGCUCUUGGAUGAACUAAGAGAUUUUCACAGACGCUAUAAUCAGAAGAAAGUUGCAGAAAAUAGCCAGGACUAUCAACAUGGUAUCUUCCAAUCCAUUGGCUUCAAGGAAUUUCACGAGUACCUGGUCACUGAGGGAAAAUGCACACCAGAGACUAGUAACCAGCUCCUAAAGAAAGGUAUUGAGUCUCUGAAACAAGUGACUAAAAGAUAUGCCCGGAAACAAAACCGAUGGGUUAAAAACCGUUUUUUGAGCAGACCUGGUCCCAGUGUCCCCCCAGUAUAUGGCUUAGAAGUAUCUGAUGUCUCGAAGUGGGAAGAGUCUGUUCUUGAACCUGCUCUUGAAAUCGUGCAAAGUUUCAUCCAGGGCCACAAGCCUGCAGCUGCUCCAGUAAAGAUGCCAUACAAUGAAAUGGAGAACAAGAGAAGUUACCACAUGUGUGACCUCUGUGAUCGAAUCAUCAUUGGGGACCGUGAAUGGACAGCACAUAUAAAAUCCAAAUCCCACUUGCACCAACUGAAGAAGAGAAGAAGAUUGGACUUGGAUGUUGUAGCUACCGUAGAAAAUCAGAGUAUUUCUCCAGACCGUGACAAAGAGCUUAAAGAGAAAGGAUCCCCAGGGCAGAAUGAGAAAGAGCUGAAAUCUGGUGUUUAAAGAGACAUGUCCAGUAGCCUUUGCACAGAUACUUUUAUAAAAGAUGACUGAAGUAUUGUGAGCCACAAAUCAGGAGUUCUGGAUUUGGGUGAAUGACAGGAAAGGCCCAGCCCCAGUGAGAUGAUUAAGUGACCUCAACCAAAUCUUGGAAUUCCACUGAGAAGGAGAGAAGGAGGUGGUCAUGAUGUGGCACUUGAAGACGAGACUUUAACAUUUGUUGAGGUCCUCCUGUGUAAUAAUUACUAUCACUGCUAUCUUUCUACUGAGUUAGGAGUCUAUAUUUUUAUUAAAAGUUAAAUAAAGAAAAAGUUUCCAAGAGUCUCUUUAGUCCUUAAAAAAUGUAUAUUCCGUGUCUAGUUUAUACACAGUAGGCUCUGUUAUCAACAUACAUAAUAGCUUUGGGGCAUCUGGGUGGCUCAGUCGGUUAAGCAUCCUACUCUUGAUCUCAGCUCAGGUCUUGAUCUCAGGGUCGUGAGUUCAGGUCCUGCGCUGGGCUCCACACUGGGCUUGGAGCCUACUUAAAAAAAACAAACAAACCAUGAAACAAAACAAAAACAUGUUAGCCUUUUCUCAAACUUGACAUUCUUCAUAUGAUACUGUCUAGUCAUUAUUUAGCAAAUGUUUAUUGAGCACUUACUAUAUUCCUGGAAGACAUAGAGGGUGUUUGGAGAUGUGUGAUUUCCAGCAAUGUUGAGUAUAUGUAUUUAGCAUAAAAUUAAGCAUUUUUGUGUUUACAGUUCAGCAUUAAUUACAUUCAUAGUGCUAUGCAACUAUCACCUCUAUUUCCAAAACUUUUUCAUCACCCCAAAUGGGGUGUAUCUAUUAAGCCAUAACCUUACUCAAGUAAUACUUUAUUUGUUCAGAAUUUACUAGAUGACAGGCUAGAGGGAAAAACAGAGAUAAAAUGAGAUGUCAUUCUUGUUUUCAGGGAGCUUUGUUCAUACUGUACAAACAGCCAGUCUAGGGAAGAGAAUAUCUAAAGGCCGUAAGAGGUAUGUAGAAUUGUACUUUGGAGGGGAGGGAAGGGGGAGGGAAGAGGAUUAUGGAAGAAGGAGCAUUUCUGCUGGACUUUAAAAAGCAGUUCUUGGGGCGCCUGGGUGGCUCAGUCGUUAAGCGUCUGCCUUCGGCUCAGGUCCUGAUCUGGGAUCGAGCCCCGCAUCGGGCUCCCUGCUUCUAACAUUUUUUAAAAGUUUUAUUUUUUUGUUUACAUAGUUCAGAAUUUGUUUACAUAGUUCAAAAAUCAAAAUGAUAUCAAGGACAUUCAUUAAGGGGUGCCUGGGUGGCUCUCUUGCUCUCUCUCUGAAAUAAAUAAAAUCUUUAUUUUUAAAAAAAAUGUUAUGUAUUUGAGGGGCGCCUGGGUGGCUUAGUCGUUAAGUGUCUGCCUUCGGCUCAGGUCAUGAUCCCGGGGUCCUGGGAUCGAGCCCCGCGUCGGGCUCCCUGCUCGGCGGGAAGCCUGCUUCUCCCUCCUCCACUCCACCGGCUUGUGUUCCCUCUCUCACUGUCUCUCUCUCUCUGUCAAAUAAAUAAAUAAAUAAAAUCUUUUAAAAAAAAAAUGUUAUGUAUUUGAGACAGAAAGCACAAGCAGGGGGCGGCGGGGGUGGGGGCAGAGGGAGAAGCAGACUCCCCACCCAGCAGGGAGCCUGACGUGGGGCUCCAUCCCAGGACCCUGAGAGAUCAUGACCUGAGCGGAAGGCAGACACCCAACCAACUGAGCCGCCCGGGUGCCCCUAAAUAAAAUCUUUAAAAAAAAAAAAAAAAGACAUUCUUUGAGAAAUCUCGCUCCCAUCUCUAUCCACUUCUCCCCAAAUAGAUACUUACUAGUUUUUUCUCUCUCUCUCAAGAGUGUUUUAAUGCAAAAAUGAACAAAUAGAAAUAUAUAUUCUUUCCCCCUCCCCCCCUUACCCAAAAGAGCAUUUAGCACGUACUAUCUUCAUCUGUCACCUCUCCUGUUAGCAGCAUCUGGGUGUGCAUGGAUUUCUCCUGCCACCUCUGUCAGGUCUCUUGUUUUGGGCGUUAACCAUUUACUCUAGAUUCCCCAGUUAACUCCAGCAGGGUUCACUUACCUUAUAUACUGAACUUCAUUCAGAUGCUAGGGUUUAGGCCAAAAACCAGUCUCUGACAAAUUCUUAAGCUAUGGCCAGCCCAUUCAUUCAGCCAGCAGAUACCUCAGAACUUACCAUGUGCUUGGUGCUUUGCUAGACUCAGAGGAUACAGUGGUGAUCGAGAAAGUCCACACUGAUUAAAUAAUUACAGAAUUAUAGCUGUAAUAAGGCUGCAAAGAAAUCACACUUGCUAUAAGAGCAAGUAAUCCGAGGACCUGCCGCCACCCCCCCACCCCCCCCCCCCGAGUGUGUGAGAGUGUGCAUGUGUUGGGGGAAGGCACGCAACAUGGCACAGCAUGAUGCUAGGGCAGGAGUUUGGAGCCAGGUCUGUAGAUAGGGUACCAUGUUACCUGAAGGCUAAGGUUCUCAACAUGACUUCAGUGGCUUCUCCUCCCUCCUUCCCCACUCUGGGGGAUAUCCUGGACCUCUUGAGUUUUAUUGAGCUUUACCCAAUUUUAACGAC